AUGUACUCCAUCCGCAGUCUGCCAACAAUGCGAUACAGGGAUCAAAAUGAGGAGGAUGGGAUGGAGGACAUGACACAGCUCGAAGAGCUAAAUGAGGUUACUGUGCUGUUAAAUCUGAAGAAAAGGUUUGAUCGAGACUUGAUUUAUGCGUACAUUGGCAGCAUCCUCGUGUCUGUAAAUCCCUAUAAGAUGUUUAAUAUCUACGGGACGGACAUGGUCCUGCAGUACGACGGGCACGCACUGGGAGAGAACCCCCCUCAUUUGUUUGCUAUUGCAAGUACUUCUUACACUAGAAUGAUGGAUGCCAAAGAGAACCAGUGCAUUAUUAUAAGUGGGGAAAGUGGAUCAGGCAAGACAGAGGCGACCAAGCUUGUCCUGCGAUAUUUGGCUGCGAUACAUCACAAGGGUAACAUCACACAGCAGAUUGAGAUUCUUGAAGCAGCUCCACUUUUGGAAUCGUUUGGGAAUGCCAAAACAGUCAGGAACAAUAACUCAAGCCGAUUUGGAAAAUACGUGGAGAUCUUUUUGGAGGAGGGUGUGAUCAGUGGUGCCAUAACCUCACAGUAUCUACUUGAGAAGUCCAGGAUUGUGUUUCAGGCCAAAAAUGAGAGAAACUAUCACAUUUUUUACGAGAUGGUUGCAGGUCUUCCUUCCAAGCAAAGACAGUCAUUCUACCUUCAAGAGGCAGAGACUUACUAUUACCUUAAUCAGGGAGGCAACUGUGAGAUUCCGGGGAAGAGUGAUGGGGAUGACUUCCUUAGGAUCGUCAGCGCCAUGGAGAUCCUCAAUUUCAGUGUCGAAGACCAAGACAGCAUCUUCAGGGUCCUUUCAUCCAUACUGCACCUGGGGAAUGUCUUCUUUGAGAGAUACGAGGCCAAUUCCCAGGAGACAGCAUCGGUGGUUAGUGCUCAGGAGAUCCGCGUGGUAGCAGAACUGCUUCAGAUCUCUCCAGAAGCCCUGCAGAAAUCCAUCACCUUCAAAGUCAUGGAAACAAUGAGAGAAAAGAUAUUCACCCCUCUGACGGUGGAAAGUGCAGUUGAUGCCAGAGAUGCAGUUGCCAAGAUCUUGUACUCCCUUCUAUUCAACUGGCUCACAGACAGGAUAAACAAGCUGGUUUACCCAAGGAACGAGGCUCUGUCUAUCUCCAUUCUUGAUAUUUACGGAUUUGAGGACCUCUCCUUUAACAGCUUUGAACAGCUUUGCAUCAAUUAUGCCAACGAGUAUCUGCAAUGCUUUUUCAAUAAGAUAGUUUUCAAGGAGGAACAGGAGGAAUACAUCAGAGAGCAGAUCAGAUGGCAGGAAGUCACUUUCAGUGACAACCAGGCCUGCAUUGACCUAAUUGCUGCAAAGCCCCAUGGGAUACUUCGAAUCCUUGAUGACCAGAGCUUGUUCCCUCAGGCAACCGACCACACCUUCCUUCAGAAAUGUCACUAUCACCAUGGCAACAACCCCCUUUAUGUAAAGCCAAAGAUGCCCCUCCCUGAAUUCACCAUUAAGCACUAUGCAGGAAGAGUCACCUAUCAGGUCUACAGGUUUCUGGACAAAAACUACGAUCAGGUUCGGCAGGAAGUCCUUGAUCUCUUCAUUCACAGCAAAAACCGGAUGGUGGCGAAUCUCUUCAUGAACCACUUAGAGUUCCUCAGCCAGCAGAAGAUGCACAUGAAGAAGAACAGCACGGUGACACGGCGCCAGCAGCCAUCCACGGUGGCAGCAAAGUUCCAGCAGUCCCUCCUGGAGCUGGUGGAGAAGAUGGAGAGGUGCAACCCGUUUUUUGUACGCUGCAUAAAGCCAAACAAUAAAAAGGAGCCCGGUAUGUUUGACAUGGACUUGGUCAGCGCUCAGUUACGUUACUCUGGAAUUUUGGAGACUGUCCGAAUCCGGAAAGAAGGAUACCCCGUCCGCAUGCCCUUUGGAAUUUUCCUCAACAGGUACAAGGCCCUGCUCGGCCUGAAACAGCCCCCUCCCCCCGAGGGAGAGAACUGUGUGGCCAUGCUGAUGAAACUCUGUCCGGUCAAGGCAGGGGCCUACCAAGUCGGAGUCACCAAGCUCUUUAUGAAGGAGGAGGUGUACCAGCUGCUGGAGAGUAAGCGGGACCGCGUGAUGCAUGUGGCGGCCCUCACUCUGCAGCGCUACACCCGCAUGUUCUUCGUGCGGAAGCGAUUCGUCUCCUUCCGCAUGAAGAUCAUCCGGCUGCAGGCCCACUGCCGGGGCCACCUCACCAGGAAACGAUACGUGAAGAUGAGGCAGAGCUUAAUCAAGUUCCACUCCUUGAUCCACAUGUAUGUCAACCGCAAGAGAUACCUCAAGAUGAAAGAGGAAGCAAGGAGACAAGCCGAAGAAGAGAGGAAGAGGAUUGAAAUGGAGCUGACAAGGCGAGAAGUGAUCAACGUCACCCACCUGGUCAUUCCAGCCGAACUGGGCACGUUACUGCAGGCUGCAGCAGGAGGUAGAGAGCUGCAUUCUGAUUGUCUGGCCCUGGUCCAAGCCCCGAGGAUACAGGUGGAAUCUCAGCUCACUCUACCGCUAGAUAUCAACAACUACCCCAUGUCCAAAUACGUCCAGGUCCAUUUCCGGGAGCCUAAAUUUGGGAUGUUGACGGCCCCCCUUGAGAUGCCACUGACACGUGUGGAGGAGGAUUUACGACGGGAGGCUCUCGAUGUCUUUGUAAUGGUGUUAAGGUUCAUGGGUGACCCUCACCUGAACGGGGCUCAGGAGAACCUGUUUGGGAAUUACAUCAUUCAGAAGGGCCUGUCCAUGCCAGGGCUGAGGGAUGAGAUUUUGUCUCAGAUUGCCAAUCAGGUCUGCAGGAACACCAACAACGUCAACUCAGAGAGAGGGUGGCUACUUAUGCUGGCCUGCCUCAGUGCUUUUGCGCCAUCCCCCAAAAUGGAGAAGUAUCUCCUGAAGUAUGUGUCAGAUUACGCCUACAAGGGAUACCAGGCCAUUUGCCAGCACAGGCUCAUCCAAGCCAUGCAGAAGUCCAAGUAUGGUCCCGAGACCGCCAGGACCUAUCCGCUCUCUCUGCUGGAGUGGACAGCCAAUAGGAAAAAAGCAAGCAUGGUGCUUCAAGUGCACUGCUUUGACGGGGCCUCCUUUCUGUGUCCCCUUCACUCCUGGACCAGUGGAGAAGACCUGGCUGGGGACAUCCUGCAGCACAGGGGCGUGGCGGAGGGCUGGAGGGGCUGCUCUGUCCUCAUGAAGGAGUACGGCCAAUGGGUGGAGCUCGCGGGGCACGAUUACGUCAUGGACCUCAUUUCCGACCUGGAGCUGAUGACAGGAUUCCCCAGACAGAAGUCCUACUUCAUCAUUUCCUCAGAGGGGCCGUCCCGAACGAGACCCAGCACCAGCCUAACCCUGUUUGGAGCUGCUUUUGAUUCGGAUGAGGACAGCCCCCUCUCUUAUGGCAUGAGACACCAGGCCCCUCCCAGUUCCAGCCUGCCUGACUCAGAUGGGUACUACAGCCACGUGGAGUCUGACAAUUUGAGCGACGCCCCCACCCAGAAGGGCAUGGAUCGUUACCUAGACAGUCUCUUUGACCCGGUACUCUCUGAUGGCAGUGGGGACCCAGACAAGGCAGCCAGUGUGUCCAGCAGGAUGAAGGGAGCCGGAGGGAUCGGAGCGGGAGACGGGGAGAGGACGCAGCACGGUGCCAGGACCCAUCGCCCCGUGCCCAUGCCCGGUGGUACCGAACAGAGUGUGCUGGCACAGCAACAGCAAGCUAUCAUCAACCAACAAGCGAUUAUUCUGGCACAGCAGAUGACCAUGCAGGCCAUGGCGCUACAGCAGCAGAUGUAUGCCCCCGUGGGCAGUCCCCCGACCAGCCCUGUGACCAGCCCCUACGCCAGCCACCCCUCCAGCCCCCAGUUUCAUCACUACCCCCCUGCCAGAGCGCACCCCCUGCCCCGAGCCAACGUCCCAUCUCCAACCAAGACUGGGACAAGCCCGACCCGCUCCAUCCCACCAGAGGACGUGGUGAAAUCCUCCGUCUCCAACUCAGAGUACAUCGAGCCCACUCACAACAUCAAGGACAUCAUCAAACAGUACCAGCCAGCUGUCCCGGGCCAGCCUGUCGAAGUACCCAGGAAGGAACCAAAGGUGUUCAUGAGGAAGCCAGACCCUCAUGAUGAGGCCAUGGUGAUUCUGAAAGGACAGAUGAGUACUCAGCCUCCACAGAAAAAGAAGCCCUCUGCUCCCUCUUCAUAUGCUUCCACCCCUGCUGUCACUCCAACCAAGGUCCACAGAGAUGAUGCCACCAUGAAGAAACCACCGGCCAAGAGCAUCAAGGCAAAGAAGCCCCAGCCCCCAAUGCCAGCGAUCUCUCAGAGGGCCCCACCCCCAGCACCAGUGUCCAGGGAGCUCCCAGUUGAGAAGGAGACCAUCCAGACCCAGCUCCACAGGAGGAGCAGUGAGGAGCAUUACACCUACACCAACGUGCCCUGGAAGAUUUACCUGAGGAAGGAGGUUUUCUACCCAAAAGACAGUUUUAACAAUCCACUGGUUCUGGAUCUCAUCUUUAAACAGAUUGUCCAUGACACAUUUUCUGAGGCUUGCAUCCGUAUUACCAAGGAGGAACGGCAGAAAAUGAAAGGUCUGUUUGCGGAGAACCAGAUUGAGCAGAGCUCUGACAUCCAGGAUGAGGGGGUGAAGAAGAAGGUUGUCACUGCCGCCAGGGACUCCUGGGAGAUUUACUUCUCGCGCCUGUUCCCGGCCUCUGGCAGUGUGGGUACUGGAGUGCAGGUCCUGGCCGUGUCACACAGAGGGAUCAAGCUGCUGAAGUUGGUGAAGAGCAGCUCCGCUGCCCCAGAUUACUUCAGAGUCCUGCGGCCAUACAGCUACACGGACAUCAUGUUCGUCACAAUUCCCUCCAAGAAUAUGCUGGAGCUCAAUCUGACCAACGAGAAGCUAAUUCUGUUCUCCGCCAAAGCCCCGCAGGUCAAAAACAUGAUCGACUUCUUCAUCACUGAGCUCAAGAGGGACUCAGCCUACGUGGUCGCGGUGAGAAACUACAUCACAGAUGACAGAACGCUUCUGAGCUUCCAUAAGGGUGACAUCAUUCGAUUGCAGACCAUGGAGGGCCUAGAUGAAGGACAGUACUAUGGGUGCAUUGUUAGAAAGAAGGUGAUGUUCCUGGAGGAGUUAAAGAAAGACGCGUUAGACUUCGGCUGGAAGUUUGGAGCGAUCCAUGGUCGUUCGGGGGUCUUCCCGGCCGAGUUUGUCCAGCCAGUAGCCCCUCCCGAUUUCAUCAACCUCCCCGUGGACAAGAAGGAGGAACCCAAGAACAAGCAGGGUCGGGUGGCCGCGUCCGCUGCGGUUGCGGUGGCAGUAGGUUCCACGGUUGCUGCCCACGAGCUGGACCGCACUAUUGAGGUGGCGCCUGCUGGCAGUGAAUACACGGAGGCUUACAGUGACUACAGUAAUGUGGAGGUUGACGAGAUGAUUCUACAAGACAGCCAAUACAACAUGGUGGAGUUUGCCAAGAAAUACUUCAGGGAGGCACAGAGAAAAAAUAGUGAUUCAUAUAAACAGAAGUCAAAGAAAGGCAAGGACAGAGAACCUUCUGAUAUGGUGAAAUUUUCCAAGUCCCCAAUUCAGGAGUCAUUAAUAGAUUUCACAGAUGAGAAUAUGAACAAAGUGGCAGCAGACAUUUUCCUAGCUAUGAUGAAGUUUAUGGGAGAUUACCCUCUCAAAGGGCAGACAGAGCAUGAUGUCAUCUGCACCAUUCUGAAGCUCAGUGGAGAGCAUGGACUGAUGAGAGAUGAAGCGUACUGCCAGGUCCUCAAGCAGAUCACGGCCAACAUCAGCUCAAAAACGGAUAGCUGUCAGAGGGGCUGGAGAUUGCUGUACAUCCUGACAGCCUACAACUGCUGCUCUGAGGUGCUGAAGCCCUUCCUCCUCAAGUACCUUCAGGAUGUCUGCAGGAGUCCAGGGGUGCACUACCAAGGGAUCGCUAAAGCCUGUGAACAGAACCUGAGGAAGACUUUCCAGUAUGGUGGGCGCAUUGAGUUCCCCAGCAGCAUGGAGCUGAAGGCCAUGGUGGCGGGGCGAAGCUCUAAGCGGCAGCUCUUUCUCCUCCCAGGCGGGAUCGAGCGGCAUCUUAAAAUCAAGACCUGCUCGAUUGCUCUUGAUGUCAUUGAGGAGCUAUGCUAUGAGAUGGGUCUGCAUAGACUGGAGGCCUUGGAUGAAUAUGCCAUCUUUGUGGUCACAAGCAGAGGUCAAAAUGUCCGCCCACUGACUAAGAGGGAGUACAUUCUGGACCUAGCCACUGAGGCGGAACCAAUCGACAGCAACUACAGCUUCUGGUUCAGGAGAGUGAUCUGGUCCCAGCCACUGAAGUUUGACAACGAGCUGUAUGUCACCAUGCAUUACAACCAGAUUCUCCCAGACUACCUAAAGGCUCUGCUGAACGUGCUACCCCAGGGAAAGGUCAGCGAGCAGCAGUUUCAGCAACUGUCCAAGUUGGCCGCCCUACAGCACCGCGCCAAAGACAGCAUCUACCUCCCCACUAUCCGUGAGAUCCAGGACUAUGUCCCCCCACAGCUCUAUGGGCAGCAGCGUCCGCAGCAGUGGCUGAACAUGGUGACCCAACACAUGCAACAGGUCCAGGUCCUGAGCCCUCAUCAGGCCAGAGCACAGUUCCUGGGUCUGGUCAGCGCCUUCCCCAUGUUCGGCUCCUCCUUUUUCUACAUCCAGAGCAGCAGUAACAGCACCAUCAUAGCCCCCUGCGUACUGGCUGUCAAUCAGAACGGGCUGAACUUCCUCAACAGAGACACACAUGAGCUGAUGGUGAAGUUCCCUCUUAAGGAGGUGCAAUCUACACGCACACAGAGACCCACAGCAGGCUCCAGUUUCCCGUACGUGGAGAUCAUGCUGGGGGACCUGAUGUCCCAGCGUAUCACUCAGCUCCAGCUGGAGCAGGGGCUGGAGCUGUGUCGUGUUAUUGCCAUGCACAUGGAGACCAUGCUGUCUGUGCGGGAGAAGAGGCUCACACUGCCCCCCAGUGAGAUCACCCUGCUGUGAUGGCCCUGGAAAAGACCAUCUGCUAAACGAUGAAAGUGUAAAUGUAAAUGUAAUAGGCACAGCGGGCCACUUCAGUCCAACUUACAUUCUGAACUAUAUGGUACUGCAGAAGAGGUGAAAAGCCACUGUAACUUCACUGUAACAAAAGACACAUUUCACAAUUCAACUACCUCCUGGCUGGAAAAAGAUAUCUUGUUAUCUUAGCUCUGCUUGCACAUGCUGAAGUUAGCUUUAGAAUGAGCCCUCCGACAUCCCUCUCUCCAUCCUGCAACCAGUCUGAUCUAUCCCAUACACUGUUAUUUCAUCCCGUUAGUCUCCCUUUAUCCAUUUAUCCAA
Messenger RNA from Megalops cyprinoides (Indo-Pacific tarpon), 7353 nucleotides. RefSeq names its product myosin XVAa (gene myo15aa). Bases 1 to 7017 code for a protein of 2338 amino acids. The transcript has 64 exons. Gene Ontology annotation, molecular function: cytoskeletal motor activity; protein binding; ATP binding. Gene Ontology annotation, cellular component: cytoskeleton; myosin complex. Lineage: Eukaryota; Metazoa; Chordata; Actinopteri; Elopiformes; Megalopidae. The record is from RefSeq and is a predicted model, not a curated record.